This is a messenger RNA of Colletotrichum destructivum, 3410 nucleotides long. RefSeq lists its product as uncharacterized. The record is from RefSeq and is a predicted model, not a curated record. Lineage: Eukaryota; Fungi; Ascomycota; Sordariomycetes; Glomerellales; Glomerellaceae. The transcript is spliced from 4 exons. Gene Ontology annotation, biological process: regulation of DNA-templated transcription; DNA-templated transcription. The coding region runs from base 1106 to 3280 and encodes 724 amino acids. Gene Ontology annotation, molecular function: zinc ion binding; DNA binding; DNA-binding transcription factor activity, RNA polymerase II-specific.
AGAGAGUACGUAGAAGGACAGAAGUGGGCCUGACGGGGCCUUAUCAUACACCCUCAAGAUACAGGUAGUGGUGGACGCCGGCGUGCCGUUGUUGGAAGUAUUCCUGUUUUGGCCAGCUUUCUCUCUGCAGGCGUUUCAACACGUCCUCACAGUCGGAUUAAUACUUUGUGAUGGAGUUCGUAGGAGGGAAAAAAGACAAGAUAAAAAAAACAGGACUGAACCGAUAUACUCUCUACUCAUGAGGUCGAUUCAACGGUCCGUAGCGAUUUACGGUUCGCUGGUGAAAGCUUGACAGAGCCCACAAGACGAACUGAACCGCCUUUUUCCUCACCUACGUUCCCGCCGACGACCAACUCGAUGUCUCUUGCGGUGUUCCUGCCGGCCAACCCGUAACGUAGAUGGCAGAUCAUGUUAUUGUACAAGAGGGAGGGCCACACCGGCUCCGAAGUGUUGUCCCGUUCGGCACGGGCCCGGCCGUUUGCUGCUGCAUUGAGACCCAACGGCCAAUCACGUCAUGCAGAAAGAUACAGACGGGUCCCUUGUAAGCGGACGAGGUGCCCCCGUAUGUAUUGACUUGGAUUUGUAUCCAUCAAACACGUCAAAAGACAAGUUGGAUAUCACCUCAAGUGUUGCCCCCCCCCCCCCCGCGGCUUAUGAACUUUCCCAUGCUUCUCCAUGCUCUCUGCUGUCUCCGUCACCCUCCCGCGGCCUUCCAUCUUUAUCUAAGUCUCUUCUACCGGUGGGUCCCGGAACACCGGAGCCGGCAACGCGGACUUAAAUCGGCGUUACGGAAAUGCGGAAUUACGGAAUUACGUCAAUGCUGCUCACAAUCAAUGAGCCCGCCACGGAAUCGUCACUUUUUCUUCUUCUUCUCCAUACUCACCAACCCCCGUAACCGACAAGCAGCCGCGGAAGUUCCUCCUCGGACUUGAGGAAUUAUCCUUCCAUUCACUUCCGUUGUUUCUGAGCCCUCCAGAGAGGUCAGGGUGGAUGGUCAUCCCCCGUUGAGUGGGAUUGAGUUUGAGCGUCAGCAUCCCGGACGGACCGGGUCUAUCCAUCAAAUCAUAUCUGCGGGUCACGUUUUCUAUCUCGGAGAUAUUAGCCAAUGCAGUCGUCCAACAGCAAGUUCGGCGGCAAGAUCCCCAAGGCCUGCGAGCCGUGCCGGCGUCGCAAGGUCAAGUGCUCCGGUCACAAGCCCUGCCGCCAGUGCGAGAACAAGCCGUCUGACUGCGCCUACCGGCUCAAGCCGCGCGUCCGGCUGUCGACAAAGCGGGGCACGCCGGCGCCGCCCCUCCCGGUGAACGCCGAGACCGCCGCGUCGGGCAACGGCGCCGUCGUCGGCACGCCGGGCUCCGACCACGCCGGCCGCCGGGACGACCACACAGCAGCCGCCUCGCACCGGUCGGCCGAGGAGGAGGAGCGCCACCACCAGCACGUCGCGCAGACGGAGGUCUACCACAGCGUCGCCGCCGCCCACCACGCGCCCAAGUCCACCGACAGCUCGCAGCUCUUCUACGGGCCCUCGUCCAACUCGGCCUUCCUGCAGCAGAUCCACCGCGGUCUCCUGUCCGCCGGCCACCAGUACGGCCAGAACCACGUCCGGGACGUCCAGGAGGGCGGGCCCGGGCUCGACAUGUUUAUGCAACGCAACAUCUUCUUCGGCAUGCCGCUCAAGAUCAACAACCUCGAGCAGCAGCCGGCGCAGCCCGCCGCCGCCUGCUGCCCCGUCUCGCCGGCGCAGGCGGCCGAGUUCGUCCGGCAGUUCAAAAACACGCACCUAGCAACCCUGCCCUUCUUCACGCCGUGCGAGCUCGACGAGAUGCUCCCGGCGCUGUUUGUCCGCCACGGGGCCGACACUACUGCCGCCGCCGCCGCCGCCGCCGCCGUCCAGCCCCAGCGGCGGACCGUCUUCCUCGCGGCCCUCGCCCUGGGGGCGCUGAGUACGCCGCAGACCGACGCCGCCGAGUCGCUCUUCGUGCACGCCCGGAGGGAGGCCGUCGUGUACGAGGACGCCGUCACGCUGCCCAUGAUCCAGUUCUCCAUCCUCAUGGCGCACUACCAGCUGAGCAUGGGCCGUCCGAACUCGGCCUACCUGCACAACGGCACCGCGUGCCGCAAGGCCCUGGCCAUGGGCCUGCACGCGGGGACCACCGGCGCCAUCUCACGUAAAGAGGAGGUCCAGGGGAGGCUCGUGACUCUUUGGUCUCUAUACUUUCUCGAGAUUUGGCUCAGCCUGGUGGUCGGCCGGCGCAGCAUGAUGAAGAAGUCCGACUUCGACUCGUGCCCGUACCCCGACGGCCAGCCGACGCUGAUGGCGCUCUGCCAGUUCGCCAGCGUCAUCGAAGAGACCAUCGAGUCCAUCUACGACCGGAGGACCGACUCGCUCCGCCAGCUCUACAGCAAGGCCGAGAAGCUGCAUGGCCAACUCCGCCAGUACGGCGACAAAUGGGGUCUGGGGUCCUCGGCGAGCGUGCAGAGGGGGGACGCGUGGAACGCCGAGACCAGUCUUCUGCUACACAACAUCUAUUUCCACGUCAUCCUCAUCAUCUUCCGCCCCUUCUUGAUUGCCGAAGCCGCUCUCCAGUCCGGCCAAGGGUCCGUCGGCGUAGGCGACAUCUGGCUCCGGCAGGCCUGCAGACACGCGACGGACGCCGCGCAGGACGCCCUCGCUUUCACGCACAACAUGCUCCGUGGACCGGAAGAGUGCAAGACACGCCGGUACCUCGCCUUCUUCAUCGAGUCCUCCUGCGCCGUCCUCUUAUACGACAGCCUUCGCCACCCGUCGAAGCACCCGCACAACCUCGAGUUCAUCCAGACGGCCGUCUCCUGCCUCCGCGCCCUCGUCGGCGACGAGCCCGUCACCAACGCCAUUCGCUCCAUCAAGCGCAUCGUCUGGGCCGUCGAGCAGUCCAUCGACGCGUCCAAGUCGACGGCCUCCCUCAUGGACGCCGCGUCGUCCGCCGACUCGUCGCCCGCGUGGAUCCCCGACGACCACCGGUUCCCGACCAACAUCCAGUUCCCGUCGCUCGAGGAGAACCGGGGGGCCGCAGCCGGGGGCGUGACGGGCGGGGCCGCCACCGCCUCGGACGACCUCAUCUUCUUCAGCAACAGGGCGUCGUAUCGCCCGCAGCAGCCGGAGGAGCCCCUGGCGGACUACGCCAUGCCGUCCAUGCCGGGCGCGGUGAACCCCUUCUCUGACUUGAACUUUGACGUUUUAACGACGGACUUGUUCAACUUCUUCCCCGUGGACAUGAACGCCGCGCCAUCGGGGCACGGAUGAAGGGGGAGGGUUUCAGAGUCAGAGUAGAUAGAAUGGCAAUGACGGCUUACAGCUGGUUGGAGUCAUGGUGAUACAGGACACCAAGCUGUACAGUAAAUGCCUUCGUAGUCCGUACGCUAUAUAAAGAUCC